AUCGUGUCCGACGGAUCCCGACUCCCGAUCGCUGGCUGGACGACUUCAAGAACUUUGCCUCCGAUCGUUUUCUUUCGCCUCCGCCGCAGAAAAAUUCGAGAUCGCGGGUCCUCUCGAUGGGGUUCCUCGUGACGACCCUUAUCUUCGUGCUCGUCGGCGUCGUCGCCGCCCUCUCCCUCCUCCUCUGCUGCAACCGCGGCGUCUCCACCAACCUGCUGCAUGUAACUUUGGUUAUAACAGCUGCAGUUUGUUGUUGGAUGAUGUGGGCGAUCGUGUAUCUUGCACAGAUGAAGCCAUUAAUCGUUCCCAUCCUCAGCGGAGAGUAGGCUGCUUGUGAAAGAAUGUAAUUCAUCUGCAUCAUGUCAUUUCAACAUUAUGUCUUGUAUUCUGCUAAAGUUUUACGCAAGCAGUUGCUAUGGUAUGAUACUAGUUAUUCUUUUGCUUUCUGAACCAAGUGGAUUUGUAUCAAUAAAUAAUGGAGUUGCAGAAUAUUCACAUAUAUACGCAUAUUCUUGGCUUGUUGUUAAUUCUAGAGUUUUGACUUGAGCUGAAUAAAAGAAUGUAAUUUUGUUCUUGGUUUUGCAUAUGCAUGCCAAAAGGAAAUAUGUUUUUGAGUAUGAAA
Ananas comosus (pineapple) is the source of this 622-nucleotide messenger RNA. Its product is annotated as V-type proton ATPase subunit e1. Gene Ontology annotation, cellular component: proton-transporting V-type ATPase, V0 domain. The transcript has 3 exons. Gene Ontology annotation, biological process: proton transmembrane transport. The coding region runs from base 117 to 326 and encodes 69 amino acids. Lineage: Eukaryota; Viridiplantae; Streptophyta; Magnoliopsida; Poales; Bromeliaceae. Gene Ontology annotation, molecular function: proton-transporting ATPase activity, rotational mechanism. The record is from RefSeq and is a predicted model, not a curated record.